Messenger RNA from Moneuplotes crassus, 1120 nucleotides. NCBI's taxonomy places the organism in Eukaryota, Ciliophora, Spirotrichea, Euplotida, Euplotidae. The record is from the annotation of a GenBank genome assembly.
AAUAUUUCAAAGAAAAUGGGAAAUACCUGUUGAUGAGCCGAUAAUGAAGGCGGAGGGGAAUCCAAUAUGGUCAAUAAAAGAUCCAUAGAGGAGGAAAAGAAGCUAGCCUUGGCCAUAGGCCAGAAAAAUCCUCAAAAAGUUAUCAAAAUCCAAGCUAUAGGCAAAGGAAUGAUCGCAAGGAAGAAAUAUAAACUCCAUCUAGAAGAAAAUAAAAAGAAUCCUGUUCAGAAUAAGAACGAGGAGAGGGUGGACUCUCUGAAUAGAGAGGACUGCAAAUUAAUCACGAAUGUACCAGAUUACAGCAAUCCUGCAACCAGAGCUACAGAGGCCAAGCUCGGAGCCUUUCAUUAUGACCAAGACGACCAGUUCGAUGAGAAUGACCUUAUUGAUAGAGGUCCCUACGAGCUUGAUAAUGGAGCUAUUUACAAAGGUCAGUGGUCCAGAGAGGGCCUCAGGUACGGCCGAGGCAUCCAGAUCUGGGUCGAUGGGUCAAAGUAUGAAGGAUACUGGAGAGGCGACAUGGCCAAUGGCAUGGGUAGACUCAUCCAUGCCGAUGGAGAUGUCUACGAAGGUGAAUGGUGAAAUGAUAAAGCUCAUGGCAAAGGAACCUACACUCACAUGGAUGGUGCUAAAUAUACAGGCGAUUGGAAAGAGGACAAACAGCAUGGUCAUGGAGUAGAAACCUGGCCUGACCAAGCUCGCUACGAAGGAAGCUACGAAUUUGGCAAAAAGCAUGGCAUUGGACGAUUCAAUUGGGCAGAUGGAAGCACCUAUUAUGGAGAAUUCAGGGACAACAACAUUCAUGGAAAAGGGAUCUAUACCUGGAGCGAUGGAAGAAAAUAUGAUGGCGACUGGAAGGAAAAUAAAAUGGAUGGCAAAGGAGUUUUUACCUGGAUUGACGAUAGAAGAUAUGAAGGAGAUUAUGUAGAUGACAAGAAGGAAGGCUAUGGAGUAUUCCAAUGGGGAGACGGCAGAUGCUACAAAGGCCAAUGGCUUAAUGGCAAACAGCAUGGAAUUGGAGUAUAUUCAGCUGCAAAUGGACUUGAAAGAAGAGGUGAAUGGAGAGAUGGAAGAAGACACCAAUGGCUUGACGAAGAAGGUCAAUAAAUCUAUUAAUAUA